CCUGACAGUAGUCAUGUGACCUGGAAUAGUUUGCCUGCUAUGGAAGGAGAAGCGCAUAGCGGGUUGCGUCUGAUCGGGAAGCUUCCCGCAGCGCAGUGCCCACAGUUCUUUCACAAAGUCAUAGAUGGAGUAUGUGGCCGGGCACAGCCUCGUUUCCAGGAUUAUGGCAAUAUAUGGAGCCUACAGGAAUGGCUGGAAGUUCUAGAAGACUCCACAGCUUUCUUCAAGAACAGUAUUGGUGCUGAUGUAAAUGCAGAUGAGGUUUCUAAUGGGUUAAAUGUGCUCAGUGCAGAACACCAAGAAGUGAUCCUAAAGUGUUUGAAAAGUAGAAAACCUGACAUAGCAGAAGCUGUUGUGGAGAAGGCGUGUGCUAUGUCAUCUGCAUAUUUACAGGAUUUUGACUGGCAGUUAAAGCUUGCCCUUUCUAGUGAUAAGCUCUCAGCACUGCAGAUGCCACUUGUUAAUCUUGAUUUGGAUAUUGCUAAAAAUGGGUCGGUUACACCUGUCUCUAUAGAGAUGAACAAAGAGGAGCUUCAGAACCUUAUAAAUUCUCUAGAGGCAGCUAAUAAGGUCGUCCUUCAGCUCAAAUAACAGGAAACUGCUUCUACCUAAUGUUGAAGAAGUGACCAGAAUGUAAAAAGAGAAAGGACAAUACUCUUUUGAUGGAAUUUUAAUCAUUUUUAAAAGGAGCCACUACAUGAAGGAGCAUAUUCAUCUCUUGGCAGCCCUGUACUUAGUGCUAGAACCGUUCAGGACCUUUUUUUUUUUUUUCUUGUUCCCGAAUGUUGCCAUUAACUGCGUGGGCGAUAAAUGUUCUACCAAUAUGAAUUCUGUCCAGUGUUUGAUAUCUGCCAGUAGCUUAUUGAGUUUAAAGGAAUACGAUAUAUUGAAUACCAUAAAAUAAAGCGUACCUGUAUUUUUCAUA
Molecule: messenger RNA, 925 nt
Organism: Xenopus tropicalis (tropical clawed frog)
Lineage: Eukaryota; Metazoa; Chordata; Amphibia; Anura; Pipidae
Gene: commd8
Product: COMM domain containing 8
Source: RefSeq, marked provisional